Messenger RNA from Vicugna pacos (alpaca), 656 nucleotides. RefSeq names its product fatty acid-binding protein, adipocyte. The record is from RefSeq and is a predicted model, not a curated record. NCBI's taxonomy places the organism in Eukaryota, Metazoa, Chordata, Mammalia, Artiodactyla, Camelidae. Gene Ontology annotation, molecular function: lipid binding.
AUCUGACUCCUGAGGGUCAUAGCACCUUCCUGAAAGCUAUAGCUUCCUUCUCACCUUGAAGAAUAAGCCCAGAAAGCUCACAAAAUGUGCGAUGCUUUUGUGGGUACCUGGAAACUUGUCUCCAGUGAAAACUUUGAUGAUUACAUGAAAGAAGUAGGAGUGGGCUUUGCCACCAGGAAAGUGGCCGGCAUGGCCAAACCCAACGUGACCAUCAGUGUGAAUGGGGACGUGAUCAACAUUAAAUCUGAAAGUACCUUUAAAAAUACUGAGAUUUCCUUCCAACUGGGCCAGGAAUUUGAUGAAGUCACAGCAGAUGACAGGAAAGUCAAGAGCAUCGUAACAUUAGAUGGAGGUGCCCUGGUCCAAGUGCAGAAGUGGGACGGAAAAUCAACCACCAUAAAGAGAAAACUAGUGGAUGACAAACUGGUGGUGGAAUGUAUCAUGAAAGAUGUGAUUUCCACCAGAGUUUAUGAGAAAGCAUAAGCCAAGGGACAUUGAGCUGGACUGAAGUUUGCAUCCAACUCUACGACAUUCUGUCGGAUGUGUUGUUCAAACAUACGUUAUUUUCCACUAACUAGCAAGUGACUAAUUUCCCCCCAAAUUGAUUUUAUUCAAUAUGGUUGCGUUGGUUAAAUAAAACUUUUUAGAUUUACAAG